UCUCUCUCUCUCUCUCUCUCUCUCUCUCUCUCUCUCUCUCUCUCAUUCAAAUUCAAACACCACUGUUUUCUUCAUUUUUUCUCGUUUUGCUCAAAAAGUUAGGUGGGGCUGCUCACCUUCCUUUUGUUAUAAUUUGCCUUUAAUCUCUCUUUCUGUCUCCUAUUACUAGUGAUCAGAACUAACAAAAAGGACUAGACAAAGCACUGAAAUGAAGGCGGCAAUGUCCUAAAAGAGGAGAAUUCUCCAAUCUCUUCAUUACCAAUCAUUAAAACAUCAGUCCCAAAUGAAGACAAUCAUGUCCAAGACUCCCCAUGACUCUUCCUUCUCCUCUUCAAAGAGGUACUUCCAAUGGCGAAGGAAGAAAGGGGAAGAUGAGGAAGUACUAGUCUUCAACUCUUUCUCAUCCACUUGUGAGGAGGAAGAGGAGGAUGAGACAGUGGGGCCUGUUACGAUGGGCCCCAUGAAGAAGAAAACUGCCAUCAUCCGAUCGGUCAUGACCGUUUUCACGGGCAAGAGGCGAUGGCAUGGCCGCGGUCAUCGGAUUAUGGGCACCCUUUUUGGGUACCGGCGGGGUCAUGUGCACUUUGCAUUCCAGGAGGAUCCAAAGGCGGGCCCAGUGUUCCUAAUCGAGCUCACCGCACCCAUGGAUGGGUUGGUUAUGGAGAUGGCGUCGGGGGUGGUGAGGAUUGCUUUGGAGUGCGAUAAGAGGGUGGAGAAAAAGGGAGUGAGGCUGUUGGAUGAGCCACUCUGGAGGGCUUAUUGCAAUGGGCGGAAAUGUGGGUCUGCAGCAAGAUGUGAGUGCAGACCCGCAGAGUGGAAGGUGUUGAAGGGAGUGGAGCCCAUAACAAUGGGUGCAGGUGUGCUUCCAGGUAAAGGAAUCGGGGCCGAGGAUGAGAUAAUGUACAUGAGGGCAAGGUUCGAAAGGGUGGUGGGGUCCAGAGACUCUGAGGCCUUUUACAUGAUCAAUCCUGAUGGUUCUGGAGGUCCUGAGCUCAGUAUCUUCUUGAUUAGAGUUUAAAGGACUUUGAACUUGUUCUUUUAGCUAUGAAAAUUCAGUUUGAUUU
Magnolia sinica is the source of this 1064-nucleotide messenger RNA. Its product is annotated as protein MIZU-KUSSEI 1-like. The transcript has a single exon. Lineage: Eukaryota; Viridiplantae; Streptophyta; Magnoliopsida; Magnoliales; Magnoliaceae. The record is from RefSeq and is a predicted model, not a curated record. Bases 284 to 1018 code for a protein of 244 amino acids. Gene Ontology annotation, biological process: hydrotropism.